AUGUCAGAUUAUUUGCAGCUCUCUGAUUGGUCCCCGACUGUUCUAACAACUUUGUACGAAACAUCAAUGUUCAACACAAAGGUUAGCCCCGCCCCUUCACACACCUUCGUCCAAUCACCAAGCAUCUCCCAUGAGGCGGAGCGGCACAACUUCAUGAACUUGUUGGACGACUCCAGCUGUCAAUCACUCAGCUCUGCUUAUUCCUCUUUAUAUGGUCAUCCUGCUGUGUCUCCACCCCCUACACCUGGAUGGAACAGUUACUAUGGCAACUGUUACCCCUCGCCAUCCUCCUUCUCUAAUGAUUGGUCGUUACCUGAAAGUCUGUCGUGGGGGCGGGGCCAAGCACCAGAGCAGAGAGUGUGUGUGAGCUGUGGGACGAGCAGAGCCCCCCUGUGGAGACGAGACGCUGCAGGUCGUCACCUGUGUAACACCUGCGGCCUCCGACAGAAACCCAACAACAAACCACUGCUGAGGCCGAAGAGGAGAGCUAUUAUGAAUCAGAGAAAAGGAACUCAGUGUGUGAACUGUUUGACUGAAACUACAACGCUGUGGAGGAGGAACUCUGCAGGAGAACCGGUGUGCAACGCCUGCGGCCUUUACUACAAACUACACCAGGUCAACAGGCCGCUGGCGAUGAAGAAAGACGGAAUCCAAACCAGAAACCGUAAAGUGACCAAUAAGAAUAAGAGGAGCAGGAAAUUCGACCAAUCAGAUACUAGGCUGCCCUUUCUGGUCCCGCCCACCACCAUUCAAACAGCUGCCCUCUGACCUCGUCCUGACUGAGUUUCUGAAUGGGACUUUCUGCAUUGUUUACUUUGAACAAGUUACAUGUUUUUAAUAAACCUCUUAC
Messenger RNA from Gymnodraco acuticeps, 850 nucleotides. RefSeq names its product erythroid transcription factor-like. The coding region runs from base 1 to 768 and encodes 255 amino acids. Gene Ontology annotation, molecular function: zinc ion binding; DNA-binding transcription factor activity, RNA polymerase II-specific; RNA polymerase II cis-regulatory region sequence-specific DNA binding. NCBI's taxonomy places the organism in Eukaryota, Metazoa, Chordata, Actinopteri, Perciformes, Bathydraconidae. The record is from RefSeq and is a predicted model, not a curated record. The transcript has 5 exons. Gene Ontology annotation, biological process: cell fate commitment; positive regulation of transcription by RNA polymerase II; negative regulation of transcription by RNA polymerase II.